This is a messenger RNA of Nannospalax galili (Upper Galilee mountains blind mole rat), 909 nucleotides long. It is a transcript of the gene Rdh8, whose product is annotated as retinol dehydrogenase 8. The record is from RefSeq and is a predicted model, not a curated record. NCBI's taxonomy places the organism in Eukaryota, Metazoa, Chordata, Mammalia, Rodentia, Spalacidae. Gene Ontology annotation, molecular function: oxidoreductase activity.
AUGGCCUCCCAGCCUCAGAUAGUGCUCAUCUCAGGCUGUUCAUCCGGGAUUCAGGACCCCAGGCAGCAAUACUCCGUGGUGGCCACCAUGAGGGACCUGGGGAAGAAGGAGCCUUUGGAGGCAGCUGCUGGGGAUGCUCUGGGGAAGACCCUGAUUGUGGCACAGCUAGACGUAUGCAGUGAUGAGUCAGUGGCCCAAUGUCUCAGCCACAUCCAGGGAGGACAAGUGGACGUGCUGGUGAAAAACGCAGGAAUAGGCCUGGUGGGGCCCCUGGAAGGGCUGAGCCUAGCUACCAUGCAGAAUGUGUUUGACACCAACUUUUUCAGGGCCAUCCGUCUGGUCCAAGCUGUGCUUCCAGGCAUGAAGAGGAGGCGACAGGGACACAUUGUGGUGCUCAGCAGUGUUAUGGGACUCCAGGGUGUCAUGUUCAACGACGUCUAUGCAGCCUCCAAGUUUGCCCUGGAAGGAUUCUUUGAGAGUCUCUCCAUCCAACUGCGCCAAUUCAAUAUCUUCAUCUCCCUGGUGGAGCCAGGCCCAGUGGUCACUGACUUCAAGGACAAGCUCCUGGCUCAGGCUGCCUCCUCCGAGUUUCCAGGCACUGACCCUGAUACCCUGGGCUACCUCCAGGACCUGUACCUCCCAGCCUCCAGGGAGCUCUUCCACUCUGUAGUACAGAGCCCCUGGGACGUGGCCCAGGUCAUUGCCAAGGUCAUCAGUUCCAGCAGACCUCCCCUUCGAAAACAGACCAACUCCCGAUACCACCCUCUGGUAGCACUCAAGACCCUGGACCCCUCCGGGAGCCUGUAUAGAACUGCCCACAUGCUCGUCUUCCACUGGCCUCGCCUCCUUGGCCUGGGCCUUCGAUGCCUGGCCUGCAGCUGUCUCCCAAGAUGUGUGUGGCCAAGAUGA